Scutellospora calospora is the source of this 165-nucleotide messenger RNA. NCBI's taxonomy places the organism in Eukaryota, Fungi, Glomeromycota, Glomeromycetes, Diversisporales, Gigasporaceae. The record is from the annotation of a GenBank genome assembly.
AUUACUGGCAAGCUUCGACGUAUAAAGAUGAAUUCGAAGGAAAUUAUUUUGUUUAUGGUAGUUCUAGUGUUGUAGACGAAACUAUUUUUCAGUUUCGCCCUAUAAGUCCGAAAUUAGUUUCGCCCAAUUCUGAUAUACAAAAUUGGGUUUCGCCUACAACAUCAG